CGCGGAGGUCGUCACCAGUAGUGCAGUUGCACGCGACGUCAUUGGCUUGAGCUUUCGCCAAUUAUCCGUGCGCCGCCUCUUGGAGGGUGACGGCCGUCCACACACGUCCUCUGCGAGCUGGAACGUGGGUCUGCCGCCAUUCUCACUCGCUGCGCCCGACGCUCUGCACCGCGAAGACCUGCCCGCCGCCGCCUCGAAACGCCCGCCAGCGCGCCCGCCAGAGCGCCUCGCACCGCGCCCCUCGCACGCUAAGCCGGCCGAAUUGUGCCCUUACCGCACCCAACGACGGCUGUCCUGGCCCGCCGCGACGUCUCCCAGGCCCGUCCGGCAGUAUCUGCCACACGGUCUGUCACGCCUACCGACGAGGCCCUCUCAGCGCGCCUGACCAAUGUCACCCCCAUGUCACCGCAUCUGGACGCCCAAGGAAUUACCUCACCCCCCGCAUCGGUGAGGUCAAAUGCGCCGCAAACCCCGGGCUCAAGCCAUGGCACGCCCACCGCUCCCCGGCACGCUCAAGAGCAUCUCACGCCCGUGGCAACGCCCCGCAAGCUCUCGCAGACCGGCCGCUCCAAGACGGUGCCGAUUGCCCCCAAGGAGAGCCUGUGGCAGUCGUCGUUCGAUCGCCCGCAGCUGGACGAGCGCGACAGCAUCUUCUCGACCACAUAUCUAGCCUCUGACAGUCCCAUCUCGUCGCCGCGGUCCAAAGCAGCAGCACACACGACUGAGCCCGACGAAGAUGCCCCCGAGCACCGCUUAUCAGAUGUGGCUGCACCAGCGCCGCUGCAGAGGAGUCUGAUCGACCCGCCCUUCUUCCGCAGGAAAGAAUCCACGUACCCACCAGUCGCGCUGCAAGACCCUCAAACCAUUCUAGCGACGCAAUUCGCCCAGCACGUCCCAAUUGAAUCUGUCAUGGGUCUCGAAGUCGCCCGCGAGAGCCCGCCGCCCUUCAUGAGCCCCGUCGACUCCCCUGUACGCCGGUCGUCGACGCCACACAAUGCAGACGCCCACUCAGCCCUGAAUAAGGCAUUGUCCGAUACCGAGGAGCGGCGCAGGAACAGAGAAUGGCGAGAAGGCAAGCCGGUGCCGUUCAGAGGCAGUGCUCCUCACGAUGACCCAUCAGCAGACGAGCAAGCCGUGAAGAAGAUAGAAGCAGCACUACCCAAGGCAGAGCAAACAGCUUCCGGACGCAGCCGGAAAGCAAGUCACUUCCUUCGUGUGUUCAAGGAUGCAGAGGGUCCAGAAGAGCAGAAGCGGGAUGCACGACCCAAGGACCGCCGACCCAAUGAUAAAAUAUUCUCCACUCUCUCUGAGGAGAAUGAAGCCAGUGCUCCUACACAGUCAUUACAGCAGGAAUCCCGUCCAUCGUCCAUCGUCCAAACUCCUCUUGAGAGGACAUCUGAGUCUUACUUUGAGAUCCCUGGCUCAGUCUCUAAGAGCAAAGACUCAGCUCCUGUAUCGAUUGAGGAAGUAAAGUCGAACAAGCGUCAUUUGCCACGGCCUCUCCUCGAGGAGAUCAGAAACUUCACCAACCUGACACCUGGUGUUGUUCCUGGAUCGUCCAUGUCGAGGAGCUUGCCAGCUUCCAUCCUAGAUAAGCUCCAUGCGCACGCGUCUAGAUUGACAGGUCCUGGGUCUCACGAAGAGUCGGUUGAUUACUUUCGGGCCAAGGAAAAGGAUAGCACGAAUCAGUCACCGGCAUCUGAAGAAGAUGAAGACUCCGAGCGCGAACAGAUCUCGUCGGCUUUGUAUUUCCCUCAUCGGCAACACAAGGCGGCAGAGCCAAGCACCCCAUCUGAAGAGACACGAAGACUCGAGCUGCCCCAGAACCGUAAGAGAGACUCAAUUCAUGCGGGCAAAGUACCCAGAGGUUGGGAAACAGGAGAUGAUGUUCAAACUCCUGAAGAAGUAGAAAUUUCUCUACAGUCCCAAGAUACCAAUCAAUGCCUACAUGGUGACAUUGCUGCGACAGCAUCAGUGCAGAAAGAAAACGACAAGCCGUUGACAUCUGCGUCGUCCGAUGCAGUUCCAGAUGAAUCUGAAUCUGAAAUUGAGUCGCUAGCAGAGUCCACGCAGUCACUUCUUGGCUAUGAAUCGAGCGCGACUGACGACCUAGGAACGACACCCACUGCAACGAUGGUCAAGUCGGAACACAAGCCUGUAACAGCUCAAGCACCUGCUCCAGUAGCGCAGCCACCGGCACCACUUGGUGCUGUGGAGUUGAAACCGUACAACCAUCAGGUUGGCGGUCAUUCUACGGUGUAUCGCUUCUCAAGAAGAGCCGUGUGCAAACAACUCAACAACCGCGAGAACGAGUUUUACGAGACGGUCGAGAGGCACCAUCCUGAGCUGCUAGAUUUUCUGCCAAGGUACAUCGGCGUUUUGAACGUGACUUAUCGCAAAGCGCCAAAGAAGAAAAAGAAAGACAAGACAAAAGCAGAUCCAGAAUCCACAGCUUCAGCUGCUCCGCCUAGUGGAACUACCAAGGAGCCAGCUUCCCAGGAGACGAAAGCGGAGGAUCAGCCCAGGGUUGUUAGUCAUUCGCAGCAGCAAACGCCUGCACCGCAGGUUAUUUUCGCGAACAACCGACAUAUCAUCCCCGACAACUUGUUUGGAAUGCCACCGAGAUCAGCUACACCGGAUCCAUGGACAGGCAGCGGUUCCUUCUCCUCACAGUACCACCGAAGGAACCAAAGUGUGCAGGACUGGCGCUCGAACGGCCCAGAUAGACCUCCGAUGAGGCACCAUAGCAGUUGGGGUGUUACAACCAUCAAUCGAAAGCUGCAAGAAGAAGUGCUUCGUCAGGUGUUUGCACCUCCCACUAUCCAUCUUCGUCAGCGUCACCAGCACCACGGUAUUAGCACUCGCAGAUCAGGUAGCGAUAAUGCGCAAUCUGUGGCAGGAUCUGCGCCGUCUAUGAGACGCAACAGCACAGACGUGUCUGUUUUGCAACCAGGACGCGAAGAGUCUCCGCGCAAGCAGAUUUUGAGAGCAAAUGCGGAGGCACGUCGGCAAGCUUCUGAUGUAAGCGAUCUUGCUGUGAGCUUCGGGUCGCCAGAGGAGCUUAGGUCGCGGAAUGCAGACUCGCUGCAGCCGCCAUCGAGCAAUGUCCCUCGACGAAGGCACUCCGGCAGCGGACUUGUACGGAGGCCACUCGGACUGGACUCGGAUCGAAGACAUAACCUCGAGUUCUAUGAAGAAGAUGGCUAUGGAGGAGAUGGAGAAGAGGAGGUCUUCGCUAUGGACGAAGACCGAAAGCCACUCUCACCCACAAAAAGCGACAUGAAGGAUCAGCCUGCGCCUUCCGGUAAUGUGCCAAGUCUGGGAAGCUCUGCGUCUGAACCGGAAGCCUUGAUGCUCCCAGCUCCUGUCAUAACUAAGAAGAAGGCAGAGCCACCAGCGAUUGGUGAACCCUCAAACCCCGAAGAAGCCCAGCAACAGCCUGAUGAGCGUGUACAGCACUUCAUUCUACUUGAGGACUUGACCGCAGGCAUGUCUCGACCUUGCGUUUUGGAUCUGAAGAUGGGCACCCGUCAGUAUGGCGUCGAGGCUGAUGAGAAGAAACAAAAGUCGCAACGUCGCAAGUGUCAAAUGACCACCAGUCGGGAGCUUGGUGUGCGCGUUUGCGGCAUGCAAAUUUGGAAUGUGAAGACGCAAAGCUAUCUUUUCGAGGACAAGUACUACGGCCGUGACCUCAAGGCUGGUAGAGAGUUCCAGGACGCGCUGAAGAAAUUCUUCUGGGACGGCACUGGCUACAAGGCGGCUAAUCGACACAUCCCUGUGAUUCUAGAGAAGAUCAGUCAGCUUGAACGCAAGAUCAGGAAACUGCCAGGCUACAGAUUCUACGCCAGCAGUCUGCUCAUGCUGUACGAUCGAGGCGACGGCGAGUAUAAAGAAAGGGAGGCUUCGUCCCAACAGAACGGCGUGACCACACCGAGUGGCGAUGACCUAUCCGCUGCGCCGUCAGCUGCGCCCUCUGGCCCGACGUCCCCCGGACCAGCGCCCACAUCGAGCGCGGCACCACCAAAGGAUAAGCCAGAGAUUAAGCUCAGGAUUGUCGACUUCGCCAAUUGCGUCACCGCCGAGGACACGCUUGAAGGCGCAUCAUGUCCGCCAAAAGACCCUGAUGAGGUAGAUAGGGGCUACCUGCGCGGAUUGCGGUCGCUGCGGUUGUAUUUCCAACGCAUCUACCAUGACAUCAACGAAGAGUGGGUGGAGCGCGGCGAAGGUGAAGGCAUGGCUCGCGGAAGCCAUCACCACGGACCCGGACUUGGCGAGGCUGGAGCCGGAUGGAUGGACGAACCUGGUGGUGAAGACACGGGAUACGUCAGUUUUUGAGGAGAUCGUCUCAGUUGCGCCAGCGUGGAGGGAGAGUAUUGUGUUACUUAAGAUACCAUGUGAAGUUUGGUAAGUUCUCCAGCGCAUUGUGAGUUUAUCCAGCAUGGCGUUUGGUGUUCGCGCAAGACAAAGUAUCGAAAUUGUAGUUUUGGGCAUGCAUCGGAGUACUGCUUUGCAUAGGCGGAUCACUGGUCAGGGAGAGUUUGGGUACGGUCUAUUUGUUGUAUAGUAUACUUAGAGUGAUAUUUGUCGUGCAAGCGUAGCAAUGCAGCAAUUGUAAUCAAAUAUUAUUCUUCGCU
Didymella exigua CBS 183.55 is the source of this 4634-nucleotide messenger RNA. RefSeq names its product SAICAR synthase-like protein. Gene Ontology annotation, molecular function: inositol hexakisphosphate kinase activity. Bases 400 to 4335 code for a protein of 1311 amino acids. Gene Ontology annotation, cellular component: nucleus; cytoplasm. Gene Ontology annotation, biological process: inositol phosphate biosynthetic process; phosphatidylinositol phosphate biosynthetic process. The transcript has 2 exons. Lineage: Eukaryota; Fungi; Ascomycota; Dothideomycetes; Pleosporales; Didymellaceae. The record is from RefSeq and is a predicted model, not a curated record.